Molecule: messenger RNA, 1332 nt
Organism: Cokeromyces recurvatus
Lineage: Eukaryota; Fungi; Mucoromycota; Mucoromycetes; Mucorales; Mucoraceae
Product: Alpha/Beta hydrolase protein
Exons: 3
Coding region: 1-1332 (443 amino acids)
Source: RefSeq, a predicted model, not a curated record
AUGACAUUUGACGUUAUUAUUCAUGUUGUUAUUCAUAUUUCCAUUUUUGACUUUCAUCCUCAGCAAAAGAGAAAAAGAAUUAUAAAUAGAAUUAUAAAACAAGCUAUGAAUAGGUCAGCGCCUAUCCACUUACAAAGCUCAAAAUCGGCUCCUGUUCAAAAGACAACAAAGCAGUAUAGUUUUGAACCACAUCGUUUACCACCAUCACCACCACCAUCAACAUCACCUUCCUUUAAAUCAGUCAAUUCACCUACACGUAUUAGCGCCUUGCGUGAAGCUCGUCUUAAUCAAACAUUUCUAUUUCAAUCUAAUGGUCGAUUACGUUCUCAUCGUGUUGGAUAUGCUAUCUAUGGCCCACACAAUGGACAUCCGGCAUUUGUUAUUGGAGGAUAUGGCUGUACACGACUCGUUGGUAUCAUGUUUGAAGAAUUAGCAAUACGUUACAACAUUCGUAUGAUCUGGCCAGAACGACCUGGCUAUGGACUUAGUCAACCCAUUUCUUCUCAACGAAUACGAGCUCUUGAUUGGGCUCACGUCGUUAUUCAACUUGCCAAUCAUUUGAAAAUUGAUAAAUUCAGUAUCAUUGCUCAAUCGGUAGGAACUGUCUUUGCAUUAGCUGUAGCAUAUCGAUAUCCUGAACGUGUGGUGGGCCCUAUUUUCUUGAUUUCACCUUGGGUCUCAACACAGGCCGCACAAACAUUUAAAUGGACUCGACGAUUACCUGCCCCACUUGUAGCCAAGACGAUCUCAUUGGCCCUUGAUGUCAUGUGGAUGUUCACAAAGUCGACAACAACAUUACCAUUUACUAAAGAUAAUGAUGAUGAUGAUCAUCGUCAUCAUCGUCAUCAUCACCAUCACCCCGUUAACAAUUCAAAGUUUCGAAAUACGAUCGUAGCUUUUGAGGAGGACGAGUUAUUGGCUUCAUUUGAAGAAGAGGCAGCAUUUGAGUUAUCGACCGAUUUUCCAACACAACGACCAUUACGGCAUUUUGUUCGACCCAGACAUAUAUCACUUUAUUUAGCCAUGAAUCAGCAACGUCUGUCAGAGAGCUAUAGUCAAGGCCAGUUAUGCGAUGUCAUGGUUGCCCUUGAAAAAUAUCAUAUGUUUGGAUUUAGUUAUACAGAUAUAAAAGUGCCUGUUUCUGCUGUCUGGGGUGAUAAGGAUGGACUGAUAUCAGCCAAGGCAAUUCAUGUAUUCGCUAAUAGUUUACAUGAUGUUCGACUCAAGAUAUUAGAAAGUGAAGGUCAUGAUUUGGUAUGGAAGGAAGGUGUGAUGGAAUGGGCCAUUCGUGGUAUUUCAGAACGAUUUACAGACAUGAAGAAAAAGUGUUGA